AUGACCUCUCGAAAUGAUCUUAAUUUAGAACAAAAAAUUAAUUUAAUACGAGAGAGUGAACAUGGUUUGUCCUAUCGAGAAUUAAAGGACAAAUUUCAAAUUUCUAUUGGGGCCGUAUCUAAUAUUCUUAAAAGAAAAAAUGAAUAUGUAAAUGAUUAUGAAUGUAAUCACAAUAAAAAAUUAAAACGCAAGAUGAAGAAUGAUCUUAGUCAAAAAAUCAAUGAUAAUGUGUACGACUGGUUUGUUGCUCAACGAUCAAAAAGAAUUCCAAUAUCUGGCCCUGUUUUACAAGAAUAUGCUAGGAAGAUUGCUACUGAAUUAGGCGAUACAACAGGUUUUAAAGCUAGCAACGGGUGGCUUGAUCGUUUUAGAUCACGUUAUAAUGUUCAAUUUCGAACUACUUCUGGUGAAGCAGCAGCUGUUGAUAGUAAUACAAUUGAAGAUUGGAAAUCACGUUUGCCGGUAAUUCUUGAACAAUAA
Messenger RNA from Rotaria sp. Silwood2, 480 nucleotides. Lineage: Eukaryota; Metazoa; Rotifera; Eurotatoria; Philodinida; Philodinidae. The record is from the annotation of a GenBank genome assembly.